AUGAGUCCUCAGAAUGGGAUCAGCAAGUACUCGCAGAAAGCGGAGCACUUCGACAAGGCCGCUGUGCGAAAGCACACCGCCCACGUUGCCGCCUGGAUCGCCUAUGGCCCAGAGGGCCGGAUCCCGGAGGUUGAGGAACUCGAGCUCUUAAAAAAGUUCAUCGACAAAGUGGGAGCUGGGCUGCUGCCGUCUCGUUUAAACGAGGUCUUGCCGGAUGCGCAAGCUGUGCUGCGCAUGGUGGUUUCCACCGGUCAGGCAGGCGAGGGCUGGAAGCAGGCAGAGCGAAAGCUGCGGGCAAGUCUGCGGAAGUUCCGCUGCUGCAGGGAGCUGGCGGACAAAGCAGCCGCCAAGCAAGCAGCAGACGAAAAGGUGGAAGAGAUCGUAAUGGUUUCGGAUAGCGACGCGGCCGAGACAGGACCGCAACCUGAGGAAGCCGUACUCCUGCAUGUCGACGAGGACGACGACCUGGAAACUUUUGCCGCGUCCGAGCAGCACCUCCAGCUCGUCAGCAAGAUGAACGAGUGGGGCUUCUUGGAUGACGCUCAGAGAGUCGAGCGCCUGCAGCAGGCAGAGGCGGCAGCUCGGCGCCGGCGCAAGAAUGUCAGCCAAGAAGAGCUGGCCGAGGUCCUCAACACGGCUGCCGCAGCCCUUGCUGCUCCCCGCAGACGGGCCACAUGGCGAGAAGUUGACUCGGAAGGCUCUGAGGAGGCAAAAACGGCCACGCAGCCGCAGGGUCCGAAGUUUGAUCUGCAACGGCGGGUGCGGGCGCUGCUGCUCGAUGCUCUGAACUUGUGGCGCACGAAGCAGUAUAAUUGCUCCGCAAUCGCACACGUGCUUGACUUUGUGCAGGUGAAGAUCAGCAAGUUCGAAGACAACGUCGGCGAGAUUGGGGGAGCUGCUGCCGGGGCUGUCUGGGUUUCCAUCCAGCAGGCCAUCGACGACAUGCUGAAUGGUGAGGAAAUGCAAACUGGCGACUUCGCCCUUCCUGCGGCCAUGGCGGCGGACACACUGACGAGACGACUUGGGAGGCAACGAAGCAUGCAUUGCGCUGAAGAGAACGAGUCAAGCGCCGAGUGCUUUCCGGCUGCCAAGACAAGGGCAGCGAGGGGCCCGUCGACGAGACUUGAGCGCCAAAGCGGCAUCCAAGGCAUUUCGUGGAACACGUCGACGCCUGGGUGGAGGGUCUCAUGGCAGGAGGAUGGUCGUCCAAGAAGGCUGCAGUUCUCCAUCUCCAAGUUCCUGAAGCAGGGCCUUAGUGAGGAGUUGGCUGACCAGUCGGCUCUGCAGGAGGCCAAGGACUGCCGCGAAGAGCUGGUUCGCCAGGGCAAGCUACAGCCCCCAAAGCCCCGUUUGGAAAAAAGCUCCCUGGUGAGAGGGGUGUCUUUCUCCAGGACUCAGCAGAAGUGGAGGGUAGACUUCGAGGACCCUGCUGAAAGGAAGCGCGUCUUCGGUGGAAGCUUUGCCACACAGAACGAAGCCGAGGCAAGAGCUCGAGAGAUGGCCCGGAAGUCCGGUGUGCCAGCCGAAGUGGAAGUGGUACCAGCGAGAAAGCUUUCGGAGAUGCCGCACUUCGAGCCACUCGGACCACAGAAAGGAAUUUGGUGGAGACUUGGUGAACAGUGCUGGCAUGCCACUCUCCGGGUCUGUGGCAAGACCAAGAACAUGCGAUUCCGUCCCACCAACAGUUCAGAGGGGGAGGUGGCGAAGGCAUGGAAGACAGCAGUGGCUUGGCGCCAGCAACAGAAAGAGAAUAAACAGGCCAAGAUACAUUGA
Messenger RNA from Symbiodinium natans, 1773 nucleotides. NCBI's taxonomy places the organism in Eukaryota, Dinophyceae, Suessiales, Symbiodiniaceae. The record is from the annotation of a GenBank genome assembly.